This is a messenger RNA of Punctularia strigosozonata HHB-11173 SS5, 1286 nucleotides long. RefSeq lists its product as uncharacterized. The coding region runs from base 73 to 1230 and encodes 385 amino acids. The transcript is spliced from 4 exons. Gene Ontology annotation, molecular function: protein-folding chaperone binding; ATPase activator activity. Gene Ontology annotation, biological process: protein folding; positive regulation of ATP-dependent activity. Gene Ontology annotation, cellular component: cytosol. NCBI's taxonomy places the organism in Eukaryota, Fungi, Basidiomycota, Agaricomycetes, Corticiales, Punctulariaceae. The record is from RefSeq and is a predicted model, not a curated record.
GCACGAACUCGAAGGUCGCACUUGGCUGCACUCUGAAACUCUGAUUCACCCCACUAGCGACGUAGGAACACCAUGGCUUUGCCUCCGAGCACCGCUAACUGGCACUGGAAGAACAAGAACGUUGGACCAUGGGCCAAGUCAUGGUUUGAACGCGAGUUGACCGCCAUCUCCGUCCAAGGCGAGGGCGACGAGACGGUUGGCGUGUCAGAGGUUACGGAGGUGGAUGGUGACGUUGAGAUUGGCCAGCGCAAGUCAAAGUUGCUCACCAUCUAUGACUGCAAGAUCCGGCUUGAAUGGGCGGGAACUGCUUCGGACGGUACCGAGGUCAAGGGCCGCUUGACCAUUCCUGAGGUGUCCCAUGAAGUAACUCUCGAUGGCCUGUCGGACUAUACGUACGAAUGGUCUCUUACGACAGCAUCCUCGCCUACCGUCGAUGCGCUGUACAAACUGGCGAAGACUCGUCUUCCUGCGGCGCUGGAGGCUAAAUUCGCCGAGUUCCCUGUCGCCAUGCUUGAGACGCACGGCAAGGAUCUUCAAGUCGGUACUCCGUCUGCUUCUGGCUCAUCUACGCCCGUGUCCUCCGGACCUGCUACUGCUGCAUCAACUACUCCUUCGUACUCUGUCGCUCCUGCGAAACCAGCUGCCCCCAAGGCGAAAAAGACGAACACCACGACUGUCACGGUCGAAGCCACAUUCGCUGCCCCUGCAGACGAGUUAUUCUCCCUCUUCACGGAUGAGAAACGCAUUCCCCAGUGGACUCGGGCUCCUGCCGUUUCUGGCGGCAAGCCGGACACCGAAUAUUCCCUGUUUGGUGGAGGGGUAAAGGGCAAAUAUGUCUCGCUCACGCCUAGCAAGGAGAUUGUGCAGACUUGGGCGCUUUCAAAUCCCUCAUGGCCCUCGGGCCACCAAGCGACCUUGACCACGACGUUGGACCAAUCCUCCGAUUCGACGAAGGUGAUGUGGUCGCUCGCCGGCGUUCCCAUCGGCAUGGAGGACGAGAUUACCCAAAAUAUCAACGGCUACUAUGUGCACGGUCUAAAGUCGAUCGGGUAUGUACAUCUUGUCACGCAGCGAGUGCCUUCGUACCCUACUUCUUCACUUCGUUCUACGUCACCGCAACAGCCAUCCUCUACGGAGGCACCGACCCUUGCGAAGACCAGCACUGUUAUACUCAUCAUUGUCACGUCCCUUGUAGCGGCUUUCGCGGUGCCUCUUCUAUCUUCCCGAUAAACCUAUACAUGUCAGCAUUCGAGUACACCUUGCUAAUCAUUGAUUUUUCGCGUUUU